This is a messenger RNA of Symbiodinium sp. CCMP2592, 1332 nucleotides long. The record is from the annotation of a GenBank genome assembly. Lineage: Eukaryota; Dinophyceae; Suessiales; Symbiodiniaceae.
AUGGUUUCUUUCCGAAAGCGCGCCUCUGCUUUCUUCGACGCAAGCUGCGCUAAGCGAGCGCGGUCACUCCUGGAGACCCAUCCACGAGGUACCUUGCUGUUCCCUUCGCCGGUCGGAGAUGCUGCUGCGGGCACCGACGAGGAGCACAACCUUAUCUGCCGUGCUGGAGACAUCUUGACUUCAAGGUCCAGCGGCCAAUCAUUUGAACUGCUGCAAGCGAUUGGCUACGGCGCCUUUGGCCGCGUGGCGCGAGCACGUUCCACGAACGGGCAGCGAGUGGCACUGAAGAUUCUGAAGCACAAAGAGUAUUGCGCUGAAGUUUGUUUGGAAGCGGAGCAGGAAGUGAGGAUCCUUGCGCGUCUGGACCAUCCACACAUCGUGAGCCUGGUCGACUACUUCGAGUUCCAGGGCCAUCUCUGCAUUGCCAUGGAGCUGCUGGGGCCGAACCUCUACGAGCUCUUGGUUCGAGGUGAUCUCAGAGGUCUUCCCUUGACGACCGUCCGAGCCGCAACAGCGCAGCUUCUGUCAGCCUUGGAAUACCUCCAGAACGUGCCCAUCAUCCAUGGAGAUUUGAAGCCAGAGAAUGUGCUGCUAGAGGGCGUGGCUUGGUCGUCUCUGCUGGGCGGCAGGGUCCCUCACUUCAAGUUGAUCGACUUCGGUGGGGCCAACCAGGGUGAGUGGCUCGCGGAGGACGUCACUGUCCAGACGCUUCCCUACCGAGCGCCAGAGGUGUUGCUUGGAUCGCCGGUCGGCUGCGCAGCCGACAUGUGGAGCCUCGGGUGCAUCUGCGCGGAGCUCUUCGUAGGUCUCCCUCUUUUCGCGCACUCCAGCGACAAGGACGGUAUCCUCAAAGGCAUGAUCCACUUUUUCGGAGAGCCUCCCUCGCAGAUGUUACAGGUGGGCUCCAGGACGCAGGAGUUCUACGACCGCGUCGAGGAGCAGCAGACCCCGGCUGUGGCAGAGGAACCAGAGGAGACCAUUCCUCCGGAUUCUUUGCGCUGGUUGUGGAGGCUCCGACUGUUGCGCGGAAUCUGCACCCGGCGGAGGUCGAGGGCUCCGCCUCGCGUCGUCUAUCGGCUGAGGUCGCGGCGCUGCGACCCAGAGGGCAAUGAGGCCAUAACCUCCCUGUACAGGAGCUUUCGGGAGCGGCGCUACGACACUCUCCCACGCCGUUUGGCAGCCGGCGUUCCCAAGCGUUUGGCCGAAAACCAGCAGAAGGAGCAACUUCGGAUCCGCUGGUCUUUCUACUGGCUUGUCCGGAAGAUGCUGAUCCUGGAUCCAGGCAAACGCAUUCGCCCAGCGCGGGCUCUGAAGCUGCUGGAGUCCUCAUAG